AUGGUCACGGAUUUUGAUCUGGAGCAGUGUGUCACUGAAUAAAAUUUACAUGCUGUUCAGUUACAGUAUCAUUUGAUGUCCUAUCUGUGCCUUCAAAAUUUGUGUUGUACCAGCUGUUUGGAUGUUGUUGAUGGAAUGUUAUGUCCGUGCCCAUAUCCUUAUGCCAUUCACCCAAACUUAACGCCACGUAGUGCAGCUGAUUGAAGAAAUGCUGUGGAAUUUUAGCCAGCAGUCAAUCUGGUUAGAUCCCUUAACUGUUUAUUUCCAUAUGCGAUCAUAAUAAAGUUAGAUGUUAUUUAACAAGGUCAUUCUGUUGCAAAUCUUCAACAAAUCAGCAUGUUUAUUUUGCUAAAAUACCUAAAUACUUUUUUAUCAUUAGAAAGUGAAAAAGUGAGAUAAAGGUGGAUUUUCUGUCAGUCAGUCAUAGACUUGAGUGAUCAACGGUAAGUCUUUAAAGAUCACCUUUUCCUAAUAGAACUGAAUCAAAAUAUUUUUGUGAUUGAAUGAAAAUUGUGUUGUUAUGCAAGUUAGGUAGAUAGAAACAAUUGUAUUUAGAGCUUCAAUUUAAGGGAUAUUAUGCUCACUUUUUCAAAGCUAUUUGGUGCUGCAAUUAAAAAUGGAAGGGGUGUAGGGAGGAAUACAAAUGGAAUGUAACGGUGAGCUCUACUGUACCAUGGAUCCCUUGGUUUUGAGUUCUUGUAGACAGCAGUUGAAGCAGGGAAUGGAGAAGGGGAUGAACUCUUCCCUUCUGAAGGCAGGCUGCUGGUGGACCCUUAAGGAGAAAUUGCUGCAGUUCUAUAAGGCUAGAAAAAUGUUUGAAGGGGAAAUGGCAAGUUUGGAAGCUAUUCAGAAAACCAAUAUUGUGAGAGUGCCUCAGCCCAUUAAAAUAAUUGACCUACCUGGAGGAGGAGCAAUGUUUGUCAUGGAGUACCUAAAGAUGAAGCACCUCAACAAAUAUUCUUCAAAGCUUGGAGAGCAGAUAGCAGAUCUUCAUCUUUAUAACCAGAAACUUGGAGAGAAAUUGAGAAAGGAGGGAAACACAAUUGGUAAAGGAGCAGGUCACUCUGAGUCUCAGUAUGUGGAUAAGUUUGGAUUCCAUACAGCCACUUGCUGUGGUUAUAUACCACAGGUGAAUGAAUGGCAGAGUGAUUGGCCUUCGUUCUUCAUUCGUCACCGACUCCAAGCUCAGUUGGAUUUGAUUGAAAAAGAUUAUGGAGACAGAGAAGCCAGAGAACUUUGGUCACAGCUAAAACUAAAGAUUCCUGAAAUGUUCUGUGAUGUAGAAAUUGUUCCUGCUCUCCUGCAUGGGGACCUGUGGGCAGGAAAUGUGGCUGAGGACGACUCUGGGCCAAUUAUCUUUGACCCUGCUUCCUUCUAUGGCCAUUCAGAAUUUGAACUGGCCAUUGCUGGAAUGUUUGGUGGGUUUAGCAGCUCUUUUUUCUCUGCCUAUCACAGUAAAAUACCCAAAGCUCCAGGAUUUGAGAAACGAAACAAAUUGUAUCAGCUCUUUAAUUACAUAAACCACUGGAACCAUUUUGGGACAGGGUACAGGGGAUCUACCCUAAAUGUAAUGAGAAAGCUUCUGAAGUAAGCAGGUAGGUUUGAGAAAUUCUGACAUAGUCCCUUAGUAAUGAACAGCCCCUGGCUAUCAGAAGUAAUUAGGAACUAAAACUAGGAAUUAAUGUUGAUGGUAAAACACCUGACAUGUAAAAGGCUUAGUACACUUUUGAGCCUCACUAAAUGUUAAGAGUGAUUGUGUAAUUUUUAACUUAUACUAGUUUACUAGCACAGAUUCACACCCUGCUGAAGGAAAGGAUUGCAUUGUUUGGGAAGACUCCACUGGGUUGGAAAAAUAGCAUGACAGUAGCCUAACCUUACUCUCCGUAGAGGGUCUCACUUCAUAGCUGCUGCAUUUCCAAAGUUGUUUGCAUCCUGCCGCUUCUGUUGCUGCUCUAUCAGCAGUUCAUUACUGAGACCUACUGUUGUGGGAUUGUGGUGCUGGAAGUAGUAACUAGUUCCUUACGUCUCCCUUUUUUGUUAUGUUUUAGUUUUCUGUCUCUGUUUCCAUCCCCUUUCCCAUUUAUAUUUCUGUUGUCUUUCCUUUCCCAUGUUAAGUGUCCUAAUCCAAAAUUUAAAUCAGAUUCUAUGAAUCUGAAAAUGAAAACAUUCUCUUUUUUGAUUUAAAGAGUAGACAAGGCCCUUUGGACUGCACUUGGCAAGCAUAUGUAAUUAAUAACAUUUCUAAUAUUUAUUUUAAUUUAAUGUAAUUUACUUACAUGCUUUUGUUUUUCUCUUGCUAUGAGAAAUUAAAUUACAGUGGUAUUUCAGAAAAAGGAUGUCUGUAGUUCCUUGGUAAUUAAGUGUAUGGUCAGAAAGUGGGUUGUUACCACGCAAGUUUGAUAAUAACAUAUCAUAGUUUUAGUAUGAUACUUGUCACAGAUGGAGUGAUGCACUUCACUCAUAAGAGAGAAGUAGCAGUAUGUUUAUUGAUAUAAAACAGUGAUUUAUUGAUAAUAGCAUAUCUUAGUUUUAGUAUGAUAUUUUAGUGUGUUAUGCUAUGAUAGUAACAUUUACAUACCUUUUUACAAAGAGCAAAAGGUGGGAGGGAGGCUUAGUGUCUUGAUGACAGGAAAGCAUCUGUUGCUGCUGUGUUGGUUGGUGCUUGAUGUAUUUUCAAUUUUAGAAAAUAAUGUACAGUAGGCAAAGCUAAUCUGUUCUGCCACUGCUGGAUUAUUGAAGGAACAGUGUCAAAUUAGAUGGCUUUAUCAUGUUUUUUAAUAUUCCUAACUGCUUUAUUUUUACAGAAAACAUAGGCAAUGAGAAUUUGGGGAGAAAACUGUGCAACGAUACUGGCAUACAAUGUGAGCUAGAGUACAUUAGCAGAUCCAUGUUUUUUUUAAUGGAAGAAAGUGGUAAAGAAAGUAAAUGUAAGUGCAGUCCAAUGAAUGCUUAUGUGAAUCAGAGGAUUUGAAUAAGAAUUACCGAACUUAUAUAUUUAGGCUUCAGACAGUUGUCAUGACUAAUACAUAAAAUACUAUAUUCAAAAAUGCUCAAAUAUGUUUAGACUUUUUUUCCAACUUUAAAUGGCUGUGCUAUAAAGAUUUCAUGAAGUUUAAAGUUAGAUGUUGUCAUUGAUAUGAUUUAAAAAAUGCAUUUCAUUCUCUGUAAAUAUAAUACAAAUAGUUAACAUUUUUUACUUCCUUUGAAUUUGGGCUACAAUUAGGGGAAGUUGUCACGGUGUGGUUAUAACACUUAAUACAAUUAUUGCAGUGGAGAAGUGGAAUAAUAGAGUUAGAAUACAGUUGAAAUCGUAGCCAAUAGCUAGAAGAUCCAGGUCUGAGAAAACAGCCAAGUGCAUGCAUACUAGUAUUUAUUAAUGUUAACAAAAAUACAUGUAUUACAUUGGAAAGUACAUGUGAACUUCUCAAAUAAAACAUUUGCCUUGCAGAAA
Molecule: messenger RNA, 3451 nt
Organism: Harpia harpyja (harpy eagle)
Lineage: Eukaryota; Metazoa; Chordata; Aves; Accipitriformes; Accipitridae
Product: fructosamine-3-kinase-like
Exons: 6
Coding region: 644-1591 (315 amino acids)
Biological process (GO): fructosamine metabolic process
Source: RefSeq, a predicted model, not a curated record